ACAUACUUCCCAGUCCUCUUCACCCAAGAAGAAGCAUCUCUCUCUGAUCUUGUGCUUCAUUUUAUACAGCGUUUCGUCCCUUCCCUGGAGAGAAAAGUGAGCUGCGCAUUCCUGCAGGAUCUGCUGACUGGAGUGAAUAAAUAUUCAACAGGAAUUGGAAGAGUUUGGGUAGUAGUUGUGUUCAUAUUCUGCGUACUGGUUUAUGUUGUGGCCGCAGAAAACAUCUGGAAAUACGAACACGAUGAAUUUGAAUACAACGUCAAGCAGGCCGGUUGUAAAAAUGUCUGUUUUGAUCUUUUUUUUCUCCCUAUCUCACACAUCAGGCUCUGGGCUUUGCAGUUAAUUAUGGUCUCCACCCCUUCAAUCCUGGUGGUUUUCCAUGUUGCUUAUUGAGAGAACAGAGAAAAACACCACAACCAAAGACUUUACAGAAGUCCAGGUGAGGUAGCUCGUGGACUGCUGUGCACUUACCUCAUCAGUUUUAAUUUAAAAACUGGAUUUGAAGUAGUUUUUCUUAUUCUCUCUUAUAAAUUGUACAAUGAAUUCAAAGUACCACAUCUCGUGAAAUGUGACAUGAGACCAUGUCCUAAUACUGUCAACUGCUGUAUUUCCAAACCCACUGAGAAGAUGAUUUUCCUCUAUUUUCUGGUGGCAACUUCAUGCCUGUGCACUGUAUUAAAUUUAAGUGAACCGAGUUACCUCAUUUGCAAAUACUCCAUGAAGUGUCACCUGAAGAGGUACAUCAAAAAACCUCAAGGUUCAGCAAGUGCUGGCCACAAGCUGGGAAUCAUUGGUCACUACAGAGCAGCAGCUGCAGAGCUGACCCACAACAGCUCCCCGUCCCUGCCGCCGAGUGUACAGGAGGGACAUGAAAAAUGCUCCCCAUGGACUGAAAGAAGGUCAGAGAAUACCUUCCUGUUACACAUGCUGUUUUAGAUGAAUUGCUCUGCUCUCAUCAGUCCUUACAGAACUGAAGGGACAGUUACCUAGGAAGAAUUUUCCCUCUAUUAGUUCCCUCCCCCCAUUACAUGAGCAGAUAAUUCAUUAUGUAUGUCAUAUUCAGCAUUAGCUAGAUCUGUUCAUGUUGAAACAAAAGGUGUAGAGGCAUGAAAAUUCCAUGAAGUUUUAAUAUAUACACAAAUGCUUAUGAUAAAUCAUACUGAAACAAUUGCUCAAACAGCUGCAUUUGGAAAUUACACAGAAUUGCUUUGGUACAAGCAAAAAGAGGCUUUUUGUAUCCAGAGCUGGAAGAACCUGGAAUUAAGACACCGAACAGGAAGGGGAUUUACAGCAUUUGCCAGGUAGGUAGAUCUGAUAUGUGUUGAGACGGCAACCAGAAGGGCUGGCACACAACAGCCACUCCGAGUGAGCU
Numida meleagris (helmeted guineafowl) is the source of this 1372-nucleotide messenger RNA. It is a transcript of the gene GJB7, whose product is annotated as gap junction protein beta 7. The record is from RefSeq and is a predicted model, not a curated record. Gene Ontology annotation, biological process: cell communication. Gene Ontology annotation, cellular component: connexin complex. NCBI's taxonomy places the organism in Eukaryota, Metazoa, Chordata, Aves, Galliformes, Numididae.